Molecule: messenger RNA, 2941 nt
Organism: Candidula unifasciata
Lineage: Eukaryota; Metazoa; Mollusca; Gastropoda; Stylommatophora; Geomitridae
Source: the annotation of a GenBank genome assembly
CAGCAUACUGGACUCACAGUCAUCCAAGGGUGGUGUUUCUCCACACUUAGGAGGACGGGACGAGAGACCACCCACUCUCCAAUCCAGUUCUGGCGCAUCAUCGCAAACAGCAAACACUCGAUGGAUUCCGCCCAGUACUCAACCCAGGGAUGGUCCCAAGCUCAAAGACAAAAAUGACAACAUCUUUAGGCGAGUCAGAGGGAUUCUCAACAAACUUACUCCAGAAAAGUUUGAUAAGUUGAGUUUAGAGCUUUUAAAUGUAGGGAUUGAGACUGAGGUCAUCCUGAGAGGAGUUAUUCUUUUGAUUUUUGAAAAGGCUUUGGAAGAACCCAAGUAUAGUUCAUUGUAUGCCCAGUUGUGUCACAGACUAUGUGAGGAUUCCCCUAACUUUGACCCCCCAGGCAACCCUGUUACAACUUUUCGGCGACUCUUGUUAAACAAGUGCCAAGAUGAGUUUGAAAAUCGUUCUCACGCAACAGAGGUAUUUGACAAGAAAGAUGUGCCGCUCACAGAAGAGGAGUGUGAGCAGUACCACAUUGUCAAGAAGAAGAUGCUGGGCAACAUCAAGUUCAUUGGUGAACUUGGCAAACUGGACAUGUUGCAUGAGGGGAUUCUACACAAGUGCAUCAAGCAACUUCUGGAGAAGAAGAAAAACUCACAGCUUAAGGAUAUGUCGGAGGACCUCGAAUGUCUGUGUCAGAUAAUGCGCACCAUUGGCCCGCGUAUAGAUACACCUAAAGCGCGGGCCUGGAUGGAUCAGUAUUUUGAGCGAAUCAACCAGUUUGCUAUCAACAGCGAUCUCCCGUCGCGUAUUCGUUUUAUGCUUCAGGAUGUUAUUGAGCUUCGCGAGAAUGACUGGAAGCCACGAAAAAUAGCUUCAGAAGCAGGACCUAAGACAAUUACUCAGAUUAGACAGGAGGCGGGCGCUAAUGGUCCCCGUGGACAGAACAACCAAUCUUUGCUACAGUCUCGCAUGCACAUGAACAGCAUUCCUGGCAGUAACUGGAAGGGUGGCCUGGGAGAUAUCUUCAGUAUGCCAGUUGGCUCUUUGGGUAAUGCUAUUGGUGUUGGCCCUGGCGUUAUUCAAGUAGAUUCCUUUUCUACCAUGCCACAGACAUUCAACAACAUGAACAGAAAUCGGUUCAGCCAGCAAAACCCAAGUUAUCAAAAUAAUUUUCAAAACAACUUUAAUAACAAGGGCCGCGGGAAACCCCAGCAGCAACAGCAGGAUGGGAGCGGCUCUCCCAACAAUCAGCGACGCAACAACAACAACAACAACCAGGGUGGAGGUGGUGGCAAUAGCGCCAGCGGCAGUGGUAGUGGUGUUGGGGGUGGUUACAACAAUCAAACAAAUUACCAACCCAACAGUCACUUCCAGCAGCAGUCUCAAAAUAAACAAGGAGGUGCAAGUAGGGACUUGCCCCCACGGUUCCAGCGCAUGGCCCAGCAGCAGCAGACACAGCAGCCUGGUGUGGGCCUGUCAGGAAGCAACAUCAUGAUAUCGGGCUCUGCUCCGUUGGGUGCUCCCAACCAACCCUCGCCUUCGGCUUCCCCACCUCUGUCCAUCAUUACUCCAGUCACCAAUGGACUGAAGGAGGAGGUAAGCCUGCGUCCAGUGAAGAACUUCAAUGUGUUCAAGCCGAACACACCAUCUAUGCUGCCCAGGUCAGCCCAGGCGCAGAAUCCAGCUCCCAGAGAGUCCAGCUUCGCCGCCAAGAAGAGCACUGACAUCUCAGAGAUGCUGAAUCCUCUUCUGGACAAGCAGCAGCAGCAGCAACCUGCCCUUGCAAAACAAACAAAAGAGGAGAAGACUAAAUCACCAGUGAAAGAGAAACUCACUAAAGAAAAAAUUGUGGACAAAAUUACAACACUGAUGUCACAGUGCCAUGUCAACCACAAUGUGGCCGAUGCCGUGGCAGACAUCAAAGACAUGAACAUCCCACGCAGGAUGAUACCUGAGCUCCUGGCUAAAAUCAUGCUGGACUCUCUAGGGAAGACAGAUGUAGAACAGGAGUUGUCAAUGAAACUGAUAGAUGACCUGAAGUCUGAAAAUGUCAUCUCAUCGGACCAGUUCAUGGAGGGUUUUAGACAGGUGUGCAACCACAUGAGUGAACUUGAAACAGACAUCCCCCUGGUGAAGUCACAUGUGGCACAGUUUGGGGCCCUGGCAGCCACUUUGGGCCUGGUGUCCCUAAAAGAACUGUCUGAACCAUUUGAGGGCGGUGUCCACUAUCCGCUCUUCCUACUGUGCCUGCAGCACAUGCAUAAGAUCAAGGACAAGCAGUGGUUGGUCGAUACAUUCAACAGGAGCAAACUGGAUCUGCAGAAGAUGUUGCCAGAACUGGACCAGCGUAAAGAACGCAUGCUGGAGAUCCUGGAAGACCGUGGCCUGAGCUUCAUUUUCCCUCUGUUGCGUAUCCAGGCUGAGCUGGGCAGGCAGAUAGCUGCAGAACCUGUGGCUGCCUCAUUGUUCAAGUGGAUUAAAGAAAAGGUUGACCCAUCCCUGCAGUCGGAUCCUGGAUUCAUUAAUGUCCUGGUGACCUGCAUUCUGAAAUAUAUAACAUCUGAGAGUACACUUAAGGACAAUGCUGACGUGACACUCACCCCAGAGAAAUCUCUCAUGGACAAGGAGAAAGAGCUGCUGGAGAAACUCAAGGGUGUCCUACAGCUCUUCUUACAAGACCACUCAAACCUACAGAUGGCUGCCUUGUAUGCUGUACAGGUGUUCUGUUACACAAACCAGUUCCCCAAAGGUAUGUUCCUUCGUUUCUUCGUCAACUUGUACGACAUGGAGGUGAUUGACGAGGAAGUUUACCUGCGCUGGAAAGAGGAGGUAAACGACCAGUACCCAGGCAAAGGAAAGGCAUUGUUUCAGGUUAACCAAUGGCUAAACUGGUUGGAACAAGCAGAUGACGACGAGGAAUCGGAGGAGGAUGAAUAA